This is a messenger RNA of Rhodamnia argentea, 575 nucleotides long. RefSeq names its product 60S acidic ribosomal protein P1-like. Bases 96 to 434 code for a protein of 112 amino acids. The record is from RefSeq and is a predicted model, not a curated record. Gene Ontology annotation, biological process: translational elongation; cytoplasmic translation. Gene Ontology annotation, molecular function: ribonucleoprotein complex binding; structural constituent of ribosome; protein kinase activator activity. Gene Ontology annotation, cellular component: cytosolic large ribosomal subunit; ribosome. Lineage: Eukaryota; Viridiplantae; Streptophyta; Magnoliopsida; Myrtales; Myrtaceae. The transcript is spliced from 3 exons.
UCCGUCUUCUCUAGAGCUUCACGACGGCACGCUCGCUUCCAUCGGCUCUCUCAGGCAGGUUUUUGAAGUGAAGGUCUUCGUCCGCCACCGCCAAAAUGUCAGCCGGCGAGCUCGCUUGCACUUACGCCACUUUGAUCCUCCACGACGAUGGAAUCUCAAUCACCGCGGAGAAGAUCGCCUCGUUGGUGAAAGCAGCAAACGUCUCCGUGGAGUCGUACUGGCCGAGCCUAUUCGCGAAGCUGGCGGAGAAGAGGAACGUGGAGGACCUAGUCAUGAACGUCGGUUCCGGCGGCGGCGCAGCUCCCGUCGCGGUGGCCGCACCAGCUGGCGGCGCCGCCGGAGCGGCUGCGGCGGCUCCUGCUGCUGUCGAGGAGAAGAAGGAAGAAGCGAAGGAGGAGAGUGACGACGACAUGGGCUUCAGCUUGUUCGACUAAGGAAACAAGUACUCAUUCUGAUUCUUCUGGUAUUUUUUGUUUGGUUCUUCAGAUUAUAGAAUCUUUUGGAAAGUUUCCAUCCUCAAUUUGGUUGCGUGCAAUGUCGACAUUUAGCGGAUCGUUUGAUAUUGAGUUGGCUUG